AAGUAAUUGAUUGCAUUCAUUAGCAAAUCCCUGCCGUUGUCAGUGUGCGAAAGGACUUUCUUCAACUUCGUGUCGAGCAAGGUGUUUUAGCGCACGGGCCACCAAUGACAUACAUGUCGUCAAUUGAGAAUUGCUGAAACUGAAGCGAAUGAGUAUCACAGCCUUGAGAACUCGACUUCGCAUUCUCAUACCAGUUACCGGAACCUUUGAAAAAUCCCGACCCAUCAAACGCAUCGUCACACUUUCCUGCCUCUAGACUAUAACGCCAUGGCAUCCUGCCGCUUUGUCAGACCCUUCCUUGGUCGGAGGAUACCGAACAUGCCCGUCCUGGCAAACACUUUCUCAAAAUGUCGCCCUAUGAGCACCGACACAGCUCUCCCCUUGGCCUACGAACUACAUGAACCAUCCGGCUCAAAGACAACACAACCGGCCGGUCCACCUAUCCUCUUUCUUCACGGUCUAUUCGGCUCUAAAAAGAACAACCGCAGCAUUAGCAAAGCGCUCGCCCGUGAUCUCAGUCGGCCUGUUUAUGCCUUGGAUUUGAGAAACCACGGAGAGUCUCCACAUCACAAACAGCAUGACUAUCUCUCCAUGGCCGAGGACGUUGCUCGCUUCCUAUCCCAGCAUAAUGUGAAGGAGCCAACCGUUAUCGGUCACUCCAUGGGCGCUAAGACAGCCAUGACCCUCGCGCUCAAGUCUCCCGACCUGGUCCGAGAUAUCAUUUCAGUCGACAAUGCCCCCGUCGACGCCAUUCUCAGCACAGACUUUGCAAAGUACGUGAGGGGGAUGAAACAGAUUGACAACGCCGGUGUCACCCGCCAAGCCGAUGCCGAUGCCAUCCUUAAGGACUAUGAACCGUCCCUCCCCAUCCGCCAAUUCCUCCUUGGGAACCUCCACCGGCCGGAUCGGAAUAGCCCACAGCAGAAGUUCCGCGUUCCUCUCGACAUCCUCGGCCGCUCCCUCACGAACAUGGGCGACUUCCCCUGCAAGGACCCCAACGCCGUCCGCUUCGAGAAGCCCGCCCUCUUCAUCCGCGGCACCGAGAGCAAGUACGUCGCCGACGACGUCUUGCCUCUCAUCGGCCAGUUCUUCCCCAAGUUCCGCCUAGUCGACGUCAAGGCUGGGCACUGGCUCAUAUCCGAGAACCCCGAGGCUUUCCGGGAAGCCGUGCUCGAAUUCUUAAGGAACCCGUAUUAGAGACACAAUAUUCGCCAUCUUGCCAUUACCUAUUACCUUCCCCGCUUCUCAAGGACUGGAUGUUGUCUUCGCAUUGUCAUUUAUUACUUGUUCAAUUAGACUUAGAAUAUAGACCGGGGGCUCUGUGUCAUAGUGCUCAAUAUCACGGCUUCUCUUGUCUGGAUAGACAUGUUCGGCUAGAUGGUUGCAAUUGUUACUUUAUGGGAGCUGAACAUUAGGGGCACUUGUGUUUCGUGAUACUUGACCCUUACUCAACGAGAGUGCGCUCGUCGACUUGAUC
Molecule: messenger RNA, 1477 nt
Organism: Sodiomyces alkalinus F11
Lineage: Eukaryota; Fungi; Ascomycota; Sordariomycetes; Glomerellales; Plectosphaerellaceae
Product: abhydrolase domain-containing protein
Exons: 6
Coding region: 319-1197 (292 amino acids)
Cellular component (GO): mitochondrion
Source: RefSeq, a predicted model, not a curated record